AUGGACGCCGCUUCUUCUUUUUCUUCUUCUGACAUCACCACUCUCCACCCUGACAUCAUUCGAUCCCACAUCCUUAAUCGCCUCGACGGCCCCACCCUCGCCUCCGCAUCCUCCGCCACCCUCCACCUCCGCCGUCUCUGCACCGAUCACAACCUCUGGCGGACCAUCUGCGCCGCCUCCUGGCCCUCUCUCAACCAACCCCACGCCUCUUCCCUCAUCGAUACCUUCCCCGCUGCCCACCGCUCUGUCUUUUCCGACUCUUUUCCCUCCAUCCAAUACUCCCCUCCUCCCCACCCGAACCCACCGCAGUUGCCGCCGGAGUUUCUAUCCGUCGUGGACCUCUACUACAAGGGCAAACCCGUCUUUUCGCGUGUCAUCACGACCGAAACCCACAAGGGUUGGUUCCUCUCCUCCCCGCUCUGGGUGGAGCUCCUCGACCCCAACGAGGUGGUCCCCACUCCCUUGAUAUUCGCGAAGUGCGAUGAGGAAUCUUCUGUGCCGAUGCCUCGGUCGGUUACUUUGGCUAACGAUGGAUUCGUCUAUGGUCAACCCUAUGGAGAAGAUAGUUUUUAUUUUAUUUGUUCAGUUUUUUGGAACAUUAUUUUAUUUGUUCAGUUUUUUGGAACAGAGAAAACAGUGAGAAAAAAGAUUUAUGAAUAA
This is a messenger RNA of Vigna angularis (adzuki bean), 660 nucleotides long. RefSeq names its product F-box protein At2g27310-like. Bases 1 to 660 code for a protein of 219 amino acids. The record is from RefSeq and is a predicted model, not a curated record. Gene Ontology annotation, molecular function: protein binding. Lineage: Eukaryota; Viridiplantae; Streptophyta; Magnoliopsida; Fabales; Fabaceae. The transcript has a single exon.